UACGCCCUGCUGCCCGUGCGCAGCCUGCUGGCCGUCGGCUUCGGGCUCGUGGUGGCCACCUCGCACCUGCUGGUCACGGCCACCUUGGUCCCCGCCAAGCGCCCGCGUCUCUGGAGGACGCUCGGGGCCAAUGCGCUGCUCUUUGUGGGUGUGAACAUGUUCGGCGUGUUCGUACGCAUUGUGACAGAGCGCUCGCAGAGGAAGGCCUUCCUGCAGGCCCGGGGCUGCAUCGAGGACCGUCUGCGGCUGGAGGACGAGAACGAGAAGCAGGAGCGGCUGCUCAUGAGUCUCCUGCCCCGGAAUGUCGCCAUGGAGAUGAAGGAGGACUUCCUCAAGCCCCCCGAGAGGAUUUUCCACAAGAUUUACAUCCAGAGGCACGACAAUGUGAGCAUCCUGUUUGCAGACAUCGUGGGCUUCACGGGCUUGGCAUCCCAGUGCACGGCACAGGAGCUGGUGAAACUGCUCAAUGAGCUCUUUGGCAAGUUCGACGAGUUAGCCACGGAGAACCACUGUCGCCGCAUCAAGAUCCUCGGGGACUGCUACUACUGCGUGUCUGGCCUCACCCAGCCCAAGGCUGACCAUGCCCACUGCUGCGUGGAGAUGGGGCUGGACAUGAUCGACACCAUCACGUCUGUGGCUGAGGCCACGGAAGUGGACCUGAACAUGCGUGUGGGGCUGCACACUGGCAGGGUCCUCUGUGGUGUUCUGGGCCUACGCAAGUGGCAAUAUGAUGUGUGGUCCAAUGACGUGACCCUGGCCAAUGUCAUGGAGGCCGCUGGUCUGCCAGGGAAGGUACACAUCACAAAGACAACCCUCGCCUGCUUGAACGGAGACUAUGAGGUGGAGCCGGGCCAUGGCCACGAGAGGAACAGCUUCCUGAAGACUCAUAACAUUGAGACCUUUUUCAUCGUGCCGUCCCAUCGGAGAAAGAUUUUUCCCGGCCUGAUCCUCUCGGACAUCAAGCCUGCCAAGAGGAUGCGGUUCAAGACCGUAUGCUACCUGCUGGUGCAACUCAUGCACUGCCGGAAGAUGUUCAAGGCCGAGAUCCCCUUCUCCAACGUCAUGACCUGCGAGGAUGAUGACAAGCGGAGGGCGCUGAGAACAGCUUCGGAAAAGCUAAGGAACCGCUCGUCCUUCUCCGCCAAUGUGGUCUACACCACGCCAGGCACGCGGGUCAACAGGUACAUCAGCCGGCUGCUGGAGGCCCGGCAGCCCGAGCUGGAGAUGGCAGACCUCAACUUCUUCACGCUCAAGUAUAAGCACGUGGAGCGGGAGCGGAAGUACCACCAGCUGCAGGACGAAUACUUCACCAGCGCCGUAGUCCUCGCCCUCAUCCUGGCUGCCUUAUUUGGCCUUAUCUACCUUCUGGUAAUCCCACAGAGUGUGGCUGUCCUGCUCUUGCUCGUGUUCUGCAUCUGCUUCCUGGUUGCCUGUGUGCUGUACCUGCACAUCACCCGGGUCCAGUGUUUUCCAGGGUGCCUGACCAUCCAGAUCCGCACUGUCCUGUGUGUUUUCAUCGUGGUCUUAAUCUAUUCCGUGGCCCAAGGAUGUGUGGUGGGCUGCCUGCCCUGGGCCUGGAGCUCCAAGUCCAACAGCUCCCUGGUGGUCCUGGCAGCCGGCGGCCGGCGCACUGUGCUGCCUGCCCUGCCCUGUGAGUCUGCCCACCAUGCCCUGCUGUGCUGCCUGGUGGGCACCCUCCCACUAGCCAUAUUCCUGAGGGUGUCCUCCUUGCCAAAGAUGAUUCUGCUGUCCGGGCUCACCACAUCCUACAUCCUUGUCCUGGAGCUCAGCGGCUACACCAAGGCAGGGGGCGGAGCCCUCUCUGGACGCAGCUACGAGCCCAUCAUGGCCAUCCUGCUCUUCUCCUGCACGCUGGCCCUGCAUGCCAGGCAGGUGGACGUCAGGUUGCGGCUGGACUACCUCUGGGCUGCGCAGGCAGAAGAGGAGCGGGAUGACAUGGAGAGGGUGAAGCUGGACAACAAGCGGAUCCUCUUCAACCUCCUGCCGGCCCACGUUGCACAGCACUUCCUCAUGUCCAACCCUCGGAACAUGGACCUGUAUUACCAGUCCUACUCCCAGGUGGGUGUCAUGUUUGCAUCCAUCCCCAACUUCAACGAUUUCUACAUUGAGCUGGACGGCAACAACAUGGGCGUGGAGUGUCUGCGGCUGCUCAACGAGAUCAUCGCUGACUUUGAUGAGCUCAUGGAAAAAGACUUUUACAAGGACCUAGAGAAGAUCAAGACCAUUGGAAGCACGUACAUGGCUGCAGUGGGGCUGGCGCCCACUGCGGGGAGCAGGGCUAAGAAGUCCAUCUCUUCCCACCUCUGCACGCUGGCCGACUUUGCCAUUGAGAUGUUUGAUGUCCUGGAUGAAAUCAACUACCAGUCCUACAACGACUUUGUCCUCCGAGUUGGCAUCAAUGUCGGUCCAGUGGUGGCUGGGGUGAUCGGCGCACGCAGGCCCCAGUACGACAUCUGGGGAAACACGGUCAAUGUGGCCAGUCGGAUGGACAGCACCGGGGUGCAGGGCAGGAUCCAGGUGACCGAGGAAGUCCACAGGCUGCUGCGGAAGUGUCCCUACCAGUUCGUGUGCCGAGGCAAGGUCAGCGUCAAGGGCAAGGGGGAGAUGCUGACCUACUUUCUUGAAGGCAGGACUGAUGGGAACGGUGUCCACGCACGGCCCAUGCACCUGGAGCGGAGGAUGUGUUCUUAUGGGGGAGCUGGAGGCCAGGCCAGGCGGCCCCCGCUGUGCCCUGCAGCCAGGGCCAGGCUCCCCCCAGCACCCCCAGGCCCGUACCUGCCGUCCACAGCUGCAGGGAAGGAGGCUUAGUGGACCCACCUGGGCCGCUGGAGGCACAUGCAGGGCGACAUGGGCCACCACGGCCCCAGCCAGGACCAGCCAGAUGAGCAGAGCAGAGAGCCAGUGGCCGGGCUGCACAAGGAGCAUUGUCCACGUGUGGCCUGGGCAAGGGCCGACAGGAGCCACGCCGUGCCACCCCGACCUGCCCGGGUCUGGCCGGCGUGGGCACUGGGACUUUGAGGAGGUCUGCUGUGGAGGUCUGGCUGGCCGAAGGACAGAGGAGCCACCACAAGUGAGCCCCCAGUUGGCGCCAGGACAAGAGGUCCAGGUGCGCACAGGCCAGUGGUGUUGGGGACAGGACGGUAUGGGGAGCACUGCAAGGUCACCUCUUGCUGUCUGGGGAGGGGCCGCUGGCUUCCUCGAGAGCAGAUCUAUGCUGUGAGCCAGAGGCCAGUCUUCUGGAUCCUCAGCCAGCACCAGCUGCUUCUCCUGUCUGUGUCCCCUGCCCUGCCGUCCCACCUGGCUCCUGUGACAGCUUGGCUGGUUCCACCUGCACGUGACUGUUCCCAGGAGAAUGGGCGCCUUUCCUGCUUUCUGCAAGGUUUGUGGGGUCCUGGGUGAAGGAUGACAACUCAGACUCCAUUUACGCAGAGAACACGUGACUUCAUACACCCACAAGUCAGGUUCCUGGAAGGAAGACAUCGUGUCCCUGGCACCACACCACUGGCCCUCUGGGGGACGUGGUCGUUUGCAGAGAAUGUGGUCCUGCAUCCGGCGGUCCUGCUGCGGUGUGCAGAGAGGCUGCAGGUGGUCCCAUUGACACCCGGGACCUCUCACCUGUGCUUCCUGGUGACCAGCGGAGAUGAAGACAAGAAGUGGGUGACGGGGGACCGGCAGAGCGGUAGGGAGGGACCGGCUGGAAUUGCCAGCAAGCCUGGCUCCUGGAGACCUCUGUCCUUGCUCCAGGGGAGGGGGCAGUUGGAAACAGGGCUGGGGGAUGGUCUAGGUAGGUGCACUGGCAAGGGGACAUCCAGAGGAAAGGUUGCCGGCGUGGCUUGUGGAGAGCAGGUGGGCCGAGCCCUGUCCUUUCCUGGCUGUGGGGCUCCCCCAACUGCCUCUGGAUGGGUCCCAGACCCAGUUGUGUGGCUACUAGGGUGAUGCUUGGGGUAGACUGACCAUGGGCCCCAGGUGACUCGGGACGGAGGUGGGGACAGCCCACGGUCCUGGCAUCUCCGUGUAUGGGAGAUGUUCUCAGGUGCUUCCCUGUCUUCGGGGUAUCCAUCAGGGGCCAGGAGGAUGCUCCUGAGGCCUGGCAACGUCAUCUGGUCAUCAGCUGUGACUGAGCCGUGGCCUGAGACCCUGCCCAGAGCAUCUGCCACCUGCGGGCCUGGGUUCUGUCGCCCCCAUCCCACUGGGGUUUUCUUCUCUGUCUCCCCACCAGAUGUGAAGAGGUAGCUGAGAAGGGGCACAGGCGAGCAGGGAGGUUGCAGGGUGAUGGGUGGGCUGUGGGGAAGGGCAGGGUUCCCAGCUCAGCCUGUUCCGGAUCUGUGCCCCUGUGUGGCUGCUGGGCUGUCCCAUUGUGUCGCAUCACACAGUAAGGGGACUUCACAGAUGGGAUUAGGGGAGGAGGAGUCUGAGGCCUGGAAGGGACCCUGAACUGCCCCAGUGGGCUCACUGUGGCCACACGGUCCCUCAGAAGUGGGAAAGGGGACAGGAGAGACUCAAAGCAUGGCCAGGGCUGAGCCCUGAUGGAGGAGGAGGUGACACUGACAACUCACAGCUGCUCCCAGACCCGCCGGCGAGAAGCAAGGUCAUUGCUCCCACAGCCACUGGGAGCUGAACUUGGCCACAGCCUGAACAGACAGCAGCAGUGACCCAGAGCUGCUGCGCAACAGUGGGACCGACCUUCGAGACUCAGAGCCAAGGCAGUGGCCACACUGGCCUGGGGCCUGGGUCCGCAUUGCUGCAGUCGCUACUGCGUGCCCUCUGUGGGCACGGGACCAUUCGGCAGGGCCGCUUGCAGCCUGGCACAGGCAGACAUCCCCAUCUCCAGCAGCAGCAGCAGCUCCAAACCCCACCUCCUUCCUUGAGGUCAGGAGCCACAUUCAGCCAUACAUACAUUCCUUGGGGUUUGGUGAAAAACCACUUAUUUCCUUUUUAUUUGUGAUAAACCUGUAUUAUAUUGCCUUAUUUAUUUUUAAUCUUGUACAGUAUUCAUGUACAAAUGUUAGAGCCAUUCGGAUAGGAGUCUUUUGGAACGAUUUAUUUUAAGAUGCUCUGUACAUAGUGCACCACUUACCGGUGCUGCCUGGCACUCGUACCAAAAAUGAGUAAAAGCCCGGCUCCGCCCCAUCAGCCCCGCCUGCUCGGCGAUGCCAUGGCCCUCGGGAAAUGUCCCUCUGUGUCCCCUCUUCGCAUGCCUCCCGUGCCUGCCACGUAGAGUAGAACACAGCCACAGAAUGCUUCCAGAGGCUUCCACAGGCUGCACCGACCCAAGCCGGUUCACUCCUGGGGUGCCUGUGUCCUGCAGCUGGACACCCCACACCCCCAGCAAUCCAGUUGUCAGCCCAUGUUUCUCAGACUCUAAGGUCAUGGGGUGUCCGGACCCUUCUGUCAAAGAAGCAAUAACCGUAACUCUAUGCUGUAGAGCCCAGUCUGGCCCUCACAGACUGGCCUUUCAGAGACAAGCCAUGCAUAGGCAUUUGUCCUGGGGGAAUGCACUGCCCCGAAAGACCUGGCUCUGGCCUCUGUCCCUAGGGUCCAGCUCAGUAUCCCAGGCAGGUGAGCAGAUGCAGCUGGUGUCCCUGUGCUCUUUUUAGGAGGAAGCAGGGCCCCUACCCUCUGAAGCCUUUCCCCAUCCUGAAUCUUAUUGCUGGCCUCCCACGAUCAGGAGCGUCUGGCAUUAAAAAGGUGCCAUUUCCAGGGCUGGCUGCUGCCCAGGCAGGAUGCCCAUCUUCCCCGGGUGAACCUGAGGGUGGCCAGGAAAGGCCAGGUGCCCAGGUUGAUGCGGAGGAUUGGGAUCCUGGGCAGGACACAGCCAACAACCAGCGAUCGGGGCUUUACUUCCAUUUCAUAGGAAGACUGCGCUGCAGUCCUGAUACCAACCCAGAAAGACUGCGCUCUGCUUGCUGUCAUGGCCCGGGUCAGAGAUAAGCGGUGUGAAUAGAAACAUUGAAGGUGCAGGCAGGACACCACCUGGGCAGGGCUGGCUCUGGGACCCCCAAGUCCUGGGGGUUUUGUUCUCAACCCAUGAAGGCCCUGAGUCCAACAGGGAAGCUCAGUGUGCAAGGCAAGGGUGGAUCUGUAUUGGCAGGGAGGACAGCGCACAUCUGAUAGCCUGGGUCCCGCAGGGUCACGGAAGCGCUGCUCACGCUUCCCACUCCGUGAACCUGCAGGUCUGAUGGGGGUGCAUAAAGUAGCACCAGAAGCAGACGUGAUGUGGCUUUGGAAUGGCUUCGAUGACUCACACAUGCACGCACACACACACACACACACACACACACACACAGGGCCUUCUUAGAGGCAUUGGAUUUGGAAAUACCAAGUUUGGUGAAAUUAAUGAAGAACACAGUGCAGCUUUUGUUGGCCCUGGAGCACCCCUCUCCCCUGCUGCCUCUGUUGUGAGAGCUCACGUCGUGUCCCUCAUUGCCGUCGAUUGCCAGCUGUGAGAGCAGGUGUGUGACGUUUGCGCAGACAGCAUCCUGGGGUUAGGUUUGCCUUCGUGCCCUUUAGGUGUGGGUUAGAGGAGCUGCGUGGGACUUAGGAGGACAUGGGGGAGUCAGAGCCCCACAGGCAGGAUCAGAGGUCGACAGGGUUGGCCUGAGUGUGGGAGGUUCAUUUCGGUGGCUCGGGCCUUUGCACUGAAUUUGGGGGGUGGGCAGAGAGAAGUCUCUCUCUAGGAACUCAGAUUCCCAACAAUUGUCAGCACAGGGACCUUUCAUGGCCCUUUGGCACCUGAUGGAAAUGGCAUGGCCAGGUGUUGGGGUUGGCAGAGUGGGCAUGGCAGAGUGGUCACUUUAGCCUCGCUGCUGGAUGAGUCAGCCAGAGCUGUGUCCGAUGGAGCCAGCUGAUGACCGCUGCCCGGGGGCCCGGCUGAAAGCUGCAGGAGCUGGUACUGUGUGGACAGCGUGUGGCAGGUGGCAGUGCCCAGCAUGGUCCCUCUCAUGGGGGCAUGUGCCCUGAGCACAACUCCAGACUGCAUGGGGUCCAGACGGGGAUGUCAGGCACAGGGACUGCCUCUCCUUGCGAGACCCCCAGGACACUCUGAAAAGUGUCCAGGCAUUUCCCGCCUUGUCCCCCUGUGGUCACAGCCUGCAAAGGCAGAUCCAGUCGCAGGAUGUGAGAUUUGUCACCCAUAUGGUCCGUUCCAUCGUCACCGUUCGGAUGCCACAUUCGGGGACAGAGGUCCCUGAGCAGUGUGCUGCCAUGGAGACUUGGGUGUUUGCGUUUUUAAGGUUCCAUGGAAGUUUAAUGCAAUUCAGUUGCGUUACAUUUUAAAAUUAUCUAUUCAUUACAUUUUAAAAUAUUACUGUACUAGAGGCCAGGCUUAGUUCAAAUCAGUGUGUGUCUGCAUGUGUGUAUGUGUGCAUGUGUACACACAUGUGUGCACGUGUCACAGCAUGAGGAAAGUAAAAGUUACCUUUUCCCGGGACUAAUGUAGAUCCAUAAAAGGAACAAGAUUAGAAAACAGCCAGCUGCCCAACACCUGGGGUGUUUGGUCAAACCACCCGCAGUGUCCUGACCUGAAACUUUCAUUGGACGAGGAAGAGGAAGAGGAGGUGGGGACCCCUAGGGGCACCUGAGGGGAUGUCCUCAAGGUCCCUGAGGCCCUUUCCACCAGCAGUAGCUGAAUCUCUGAUAUUUUAAAAGUAUCCGCAACAUCAGCACUGAGGCCUAAACUCGACCUGUAUUUUUGCCUCUUUGGUUUUGGGAUUUCUUGCACAUGUGGGACCUGUGAAGAGAUCUCCGUGUGGGCACAGCCCCGAAGGAGGAGGCAAGUGGCCCUGAGCCUGGGGCCAACGUCCCCUUCCCCAGGUACAGAGCUGCCUGAGGUCUGGGGAUGUCUCCAGUGUCCCUGGACAAUGGCACCAGGAGACACGUGGCCUUCCUGGGUUGUGGCUCGCAAAUGGCUGUAAAAAACAUCUUAAAGAUCAGACAGAGAGGAUCACAGUGGCUGCCACGUGGCCUUGUCACUGUGUCCUCUGUCCCACAGGGCUGGUCACUUCAGAUCCUGUCACUUCAUCCUCUGUGAAGUCACUGAGUUCCCUUCAACAGGGUCCACCUUGCUCCACAUCGGCCCUGGGGAAGGUGGUGUUGCUGUCACAUCCAGUGGAAGCGGCAGGACUUGUAGGCCUUUUGUUGGGACCAUAAAAUCACAAAACUCUCAUUCUGUUCCCAAAUCCGGCUUCCCAGUCGCUGAGCCUGAGUGGUUCCUGCACCCCUGCCACCUGUGGAGGAGAUGGUGUGACAGUGCUCGUGUUGCCCACAGACAGUUGGAGGCCCAGAGGCUCUGGGGAUCUGUGGGACACAUCGAACAGCCCUGCCUCUGUUCUGCCCCCUCUAAGUGCCAUUGUUCCCAGCAUUUUCCAUUAGAGCAAAGGUCUCUAUGCAGAGAGCAGAACCUGCACACGCUGUGCUGGAUCUCAUGGAGAAUGCUGGCUGGUUGCACAGGUGUGUGCAUGGUGGAGGAGGGUACCCCCAUCCUGAGAGCUGCUGGGUGUGGCUCCAGCCCCCUGACCCUGGGAGCCUGUGUGUCCACUCCUCACUGGCUCUGCAGACCUUGGCAAAGCCACAUGCCUCCUGGAACACUCCUGAGCCUGGCAAGGUAAUGAGAUGCUAGGCCUCAGGCGCCCCUCCUUUGUCAGAUUGUGCUUUAUAGUCUACAGCUUUUGUUGUUUGUUUCUUUUGAAACA
Fukomys damarensis (Damara mole-rat) is the source of this 8711-nucleotide messenger RNA. RefSeq names its product adenylate cyclase 1 (gene Adcy1). Gene Ontology annotation, biological process: cAMP biosynthetic process; intracellular signal transduction; adenylate cyclase-activating G protein-coupled receptor signaling pathway. Bases 157 to 2829 code for a protein of 890 amino acids. NCBI's taxonomy places the organism in Eukaryota, Metazoa, Chordata, Mammalia, Rodentia, Bathyergidae. The transcript is spliced from 22 exons. Gene Ontology annotation, molecular function: adenylate cyclase activity. The record is from RefSeq and is a predicted model, not a curated record.